This is a messenger RNA of Myotis brandtii (Brandt's bat), 2795 nucleotides long. RefSeq names its product RAD54-like (S. cerevisiae) (gene RAD54L). The transcript has 18 exons. Gene Ontology annotation, biological process: double-strand break repair via synthesis-dependent strand annealing; reciprocal meiotic recombination. Gene Ontology annotation, molecular function: ATP-dependent chromatin remodeler activity; DNA translocase activity; ATP binding. Bases 58 to 2301 code for a protein of 747 amino acids. Gene Ontology annotation, cellular component: nucleus. Lineage: Eukaryota; Metazoa; Chordata; Mammalia; Chiroptera; Vespertilionidae. The record is from RefSeq and is a predicted model, not a curated record.
UGGGUGCCUUGGUCUUUUGGCUGAUGGGUACUUGAUAUUUAUGCUCCUGGCUCUAGGAUGAGGAGGAGCUUAGCUCCCAGCCAGCUGGCCAAGAGGAAACCGGAGGGCAGACCUUCUGAUGAUGAAGAUUGGCAGCCUGAGGUAGUGACUCCUAAGAAACGGAAAUCCAGCAGUGAGACCCAGAGCCAGGAGUGUUUCCUGUCUCCUUUUCGGAAAGCUUUGACCCAACUAACGAAUCGACCACCCUGUCUGGACAGCAGUCAGCAUGAAGCAUUUAUUCGAAGCAUUUUGUCAAAGCCUUUCAAAAUCCCCAUUCCAAAUUAUCAAGGUCCGCUGGGCUCUCGGGCAUUGGGCCUCAAACGGGCUGGGGUCCGCCGGGCCCUCCAUGACCCCCUGGAAGAAGGUGCCUUGGUUCUGUAUGAACCUCCCCCGCUGAGCGCCCAUGACCAGCUGAAGCUUGACAAGGAAAAACUCCCUGUCCAUGUGGUUGUUGAUCCUAUUCUCAGUAAGGUCUUGCGGCCUCAUCAGAGAGAGGGAGUGAAGUUCCUGUGGGAUUGUGUCACCAGUCGGCGCAUCCCCGGCAGCCAUGGCUGCAUUAUGGCUGAUGAGAUGGGCCUGGGCAAGACACUGCAGUGUAUCACGUUGAUGUGGACGCUUUUGCGCCAGAGUCCAGAGUGCAAGCCAGAAAUUGACAAGGCAGUGGUGGUGUCGCCCUCCAGCCUGGUGAAGAACUGGUACAAUGAAGUUGGGAAAUGGCUUGGAGGGAGGAUUCAACCUCUGGCCAUCGAUGGAGGCUCUAAGGACGAGAUAGAUAAAAAGCUAGAAGGAUUCAUGAACCAGCGUGGAGCCAGAGUGCCUUCUCCCAUCCUCAUCAUUUCCUACGAGACAUUCCGCCUUCAUGUUGGAGUCCUCCAGAAAGGGAGUGUUGGUCUGGUCAUAUGUGAUGAGGGACACAGACUCAAGAACUCUGAGAAUCAGACUUACCAGGCCCUGGACAGCUUGAACACCAGCCGGCGGGUGCUCAUCUCCGGGACUCCCAUCCAGAAUGAUCUCCUUGAGUAUUUCAGCUUGGUACAUUUUGUUAAUUCAGGCAUACUGGGAACUGCCCAUGAGUUCAAGAAGCAUUUUGAGUUGCCAAUUUUGAAAGGUAGAGAUGCAGCUGCCAGUGAGGCAGAUAGGCAGCUAGGAGAGGAGCGACUGCGGGAGCUCACCAGCAUUGUGAAUAGGUGCCUGAUAAGGAGGACAUCUGAUAUCCUGUCUAAGUAUCUGCCUGUGAAGAUUGAGCAGGUGGUUUGUUGUAGGUUGACACCGCUUCAGACUGAAUUAUACCAGAGGUUUCUGAGACAGGCCAAGCCAGCAGAGGAGUUGCGUGAGGGCAAGAUGAGUGUAUCUUCCCUGUCUUCCAUCACCUCACUAAAGAAGCUUUGUAAUCAUCCAGCUCUCAUCUAUGACAAGUGUGUGGAAGAAGAGGAUGGCUUUGAAGGUGCCUUGGACGUAUUCCCCCCUGGUUAUAGCUCCAAGGUUCUAGAGCCCCAGCUGUCAGGUAAAAUGCUGGUCCUUGACUACAUCCUGGCAGUGACCCGAAGCCGCAGCAGUGAUAAAGUAGUGCUGGUGUCCAAUUACACCCAGACCCUGGACCUCUUUGAGAAGCUGUGCCGGGCCCGAAGGUAUUUGUAUGUCCGCUUGGAUGGCACCAUGUCCAUUAAGAAGCGAGCCAAGGUUGUAGAACGCUUCAACAGUCCAUCGAGUCCUGACUUUGUCUUCAUGCUGAGCAGCAAAGCGGGGGGCUGUGGCCUCAAUCUCAUUGGGGCUAACCGUCUGGUCAUGUUUGACCCUGACUGGAACCCGGCUAAUGAUGAACAAGCUAUGGCUCGGGUCUGGCGUGAUGGUCAAAAGAAGACCUGCUAUAUCUAUCGCCUGCUGUCUGCGGGAACCAUCGAGGAGAAGAUCUUUCAGCGUCAGAGCCACAAGAAGGCACUGAGUAGUUGUGUGGUGGAUGAAGAGCAGGAUGUGGAACGACACUUCUCUCUGGGCGAGCUGAAGGAGCUGUUUACCCUGGAUGAGGCUAGCCUCAGUGACACACAUGAUAGGUUGCGCUGCCGCCGCUGUGUCAACAACCACCAAAUCAGGCCACCCCCUGAUGGUUCUGACUGCACCUCAGACCUCGCUCAAUGGAACCAUAGCACUGAUAAGCGGGGGCUCAGGGAUGAGGUACUCCAGGCUGCCUGGGAUGCUGCCUCCACUGCUAUCACCUUCGUCUUCCACCAGCGUUCCCAUGAAGAGCAGCGGGGCCUCCGCUGAUAACUAGUCUGGGUGCAGCUGUUAAGAGGGAGGAGACAGGGAGAGGGGCUCCUUGCCCCAUAGGGCCCUGCUGGAUUUUGUUCUCUGGGAGAAAAAUCAUCAAGAAGGGCUGCAUGAUGUUUGCCCAAAAUUUAUUUUAUAAGAAAAACUUUUUUGGUUAAAAAAAAGAAAGGAAUAAAGGUAUGAAAGGGACUGAGGCCUGGGAGCAGCAUGGUGAGCCCAGCAUAGAAGAGGCCUGGUAGUGGGCACUCCUAUAUUUCUCUAAAGCUUGGGUACCUGCUUGAGGUGGGAAAGCAAGAACCCCGGAGCAGGGGGAGGGGGACUGUCCUCAGUGACUGAUGACCACUGUAACCUCCUGGCUCAGGGUUCUCAGGUUGCUGAGUAAGAGGCCCAAAGCCUCUAAACCCAGUUCUGGGAAUGCCUUUGCUGGGCCCCACCAAGGCCUCCAGAACCUCAGUGCAAGGGAAGAAGGAAAAUAGAGGGGAAAAAGGUGG